Equus quagga is the source of this 2654-nucleotide messenger RNA. RefSeq names its product ADAM metallopeptidase domain 9 (gene ADAM9). Gene Ontology annotation, biological process: cell-cell adhesion mediated by integrin; membrane protein ectodomain proteolysis; transforming growth factor beta receptor signaling pathway. The coding region runs from base 206 to 2584 and encodes 792 amino acids. The record is from RefSeq and is a predicted model, not a curated record. Lineage: Eukaryota; Metazoa; Chordata; Mammalia; Perissodactyla; Equidae. Gene Ontology annotation, cellular component: plasma membrane. The transcript has 21 exons. Gene Ontology annotation, molecular function: integrin binding; metalloendopeptidase activity.
CUGCAUUUUUCCUGACGUCAGCGCAGCGAGCCCAAUGUCAGGCGCGAGCUCGGACUGGAGCCGAGUUGCGUCAGUGCCGAGCGCGUGUUCGCCCGCGGGCGCGCGCACCCGGCCAGCGCUGGGGCCCCGGCAGGGUUGGGAAAUGAUGGAGCCGGCGGAGGCACAGGCGACCGAUUGCUGAGUGGAACCUGCGGAAUCGGCCGAGAUGGGGUCGGGCGCGGGCUCGCCCUUCGGGACCCUCCGCUUCCAGUGGCUGCUGUUGUUUGGCUUGGUGGGCCCAGUCCUCGGUGGGGCUCGGCCAGGCUUUCAACAGACCUCACAUCUCUCUUCUUAUGAAAUUAUAACUCCUUGGAGAUUAACUAGAGAACGAAGAGAAGCCCCUAGGCCCUAUUCAAAACAGGUAUCUUAUGUCAUUCAAGCUGAAGGAAAAGAACAUAUUAUUCACUUGGAAAGGAACAAAGACCUUUUGCCUGAAGAUUUUGUAGUUUAUACCUACGACAGUGAAGGGGCUCUGAUGUCUGACCAUCCUGAUAUACAGAAUCAUUGUCAUUAUCGGGGCUAUGUGGAGGGAGUUUAUAAUUCAUCCAUUGCUCUUAGCGACUGUUUUGGACUCAGAGGACUGCUGCACAUAGACAAUGUGAGUUAUGGGAUUGAGCCCCUGCAAGACAGCUCUCAUUUUGAGCACAUCUUUUAUCGAAUGGAUGAUGUCCACAACGAGCCUCUGAAAUGUGGGGUUUCCAACGAGGAUAUAGAGAAAGAAACCACAAAGGACGAAGAGGAAGAGCCUCCUAGCAUCACUCAACUACUUCGAAGAAGAAGAGCUGUCCUGCCGCAGACCCGCUAUGUGGAGCUGUUCAUUGUUGUAGACAAGGAAAGGUAUGACAUGAUGGGGAGAAAUCAGACUGCAGUGAGAGAAGAGAUGAUUCGUUUAGCAAACUACUUGGAUAGCAUGUAUAUUAUGUUAAAUAUUCGAAUUGUGCUGGUUGGUCUGGAGAUUUGGACAACUGGAAACCAGAUCAGCAUUCUUGGAGGUGCUGAUGACGUGUUGGGGAACUUUGUACAGUGGCGGGAAAAGUUUCUUAUAACACGUCGGAGACAUGACAGUGCACAGCUAGUUCUGAAGAAAGGUUUUGGUGGGACUGCAGGAAUGGCAUUUGUGGGGACAGUGUGUUCAAGGAGUCACGCAGGUGGCAUUAAUGUGUUUGGGCAAAGCAGCGUGGAGACAUUCGCAUCCAUUGUUGCUCAUGAGUUGGGUCAUAACCUUGGAAUGAAUCAUGAUGAUGGGAGAGAUUGUUUUUGUGGAGCAAAGAGCUGCAUCAUGAAUUCAGGAGCAUCAGGUUCCAGAAACUUUAGCAGUUGCAGUGCAGAGGACUUUGAGAAGUUAACUUUAAAUAAAGGAGGAAGCUGCCUUCUUAAUAUUCCGAAGCCAGACGAAGCCUAUAGUGCUCCCUUCUGUGGAAAUAAGUUGGUGGACUCCGGGGAAGAGUGUGACUGUGGUACUCCUAAGGAAUGUGAAUUGGACCCUUGUUGCGAAGGAAGUACUUGUAAGCUUAAAUCUUUUGCUGACUGUGCAUAUGGCGACUGUUGUAAAGACUGUCGGUUUCUUCCAGGAGGUACUUUAUGCCGAGGAAAAACCAAUGAAUGUGAUCUUCCAGAAUAUUGCAAUGGUUCUUCUCAGUUCUGUCAGCCCGAUGUUUUUAUUCAGAAUGGAAAUCCUUGCCAGAAUAACAAAGCCUAUUGUUACAAUGGCGUGUGCCAGUAUUAUGAUGCUCAGUGUCAAGUCAUCUUUGGCCCAAAAGCCAAGGCUGCCCCCAAAGAUUGUUUCAUUGAUGUGAAUUCUAAAGGUGACAGAUUUGGCAAUUGUGGUUUCUCUGGCAAUGAAUACAAGAAGUGUGCCACUGGGAAUGCUUUAUGUGGAAAACUUCAAUGUGAGAAUGUACAAGACAUGCCUGUAUUUGGAAUUGUGCCUGCUAUUAUUCAGACUCCCAGUAGAGGCACCAAAUGUUGGGGUGUGGAUUUCCAGCUAGGAUCAGAUGUUCCAGAUCCUGGGAUGGUGAAUGAAGGCACGAGAUGUGAUGUUGGAAAGGUCUGUAGAAACUUCCAGUGUGUAAAUGCUUCUGUUCUGAAUUAUGACUGUGAUAUACAGAAAAAGUGUCAUGGACAUGGGGUAUGUAAUAACAAUAAGAAUUGUCACUGUGAAAAUGGCUGGGCUCCCCCAAAUUGUGAGACUAAAGGAUACGGAGGAAGUGUGGACAGUGGACCUACAUACAAUGAAAAGAAUACUGCACUGAGGGAUGGGCUUCUGGUGUUCUUCUUCGUAAUCGUUCCCCUUACUGUGUUGGCUGCUUUUGUCUUCAUGAAGAGACAUCAGCUACGGAAAAGCUGCUUCAGAAAGAAGAGAUCACAAACAUAUGAGUCAGAUGGCAAAAAUCAAGCAAAAGUUUCUAGACACCCAGUGAGUGUUCCUCGACAUGUUUCUCCAGUGACUCCUCCCAGAGAACCUGUAUAUGCAAACAGAUUUCCAGUACCAACUUACGCAGCCAAGCAACCUCAGCGGUUCCCAUCAAGGUCUGAAGUGAACUAGCUUAGAUUACUUGACCAGAACGAAACCCAGGGUUAAUGUCUAAUAUCUUCCCUUGUAUUGUUUUUUUCUG